Messenger RNA from Telopea speciosissima, 3297 nucleotides. Its product is annotated as WD repeat-containing protein 44-like. The coding region runs from base 125 to 2953 and encodes 942 amino acids. Gene Ontology annotation, molecular function: protein binding. The record is from RefSeq and is a predicted model, not a curated record. The transcript has 7 exons. Lineage: Eukaryota; Viridiplantae; Streptophyta; Magnoliopsida; Proteales; Proteaceae.
GAGGAAAUCUUGAAGAGUUAGGAGUCAAGAGUCAGUCUUCGGGGGCGGAGGGCGAUCAGAUCGGUUUGGAGUUUGGACUGAGACAGUGGCGUGGGGGCAUUGGCAGUUCGAUGGGAAUGCUCGAAUGAUGAGCAAGGCAGGGGACGAGGAAGAAGAGGAAGAGUGUUUCUACGAGUCACUCGAUCGCAUCCUCUCUUCGUCAUCUACUUCUUCUUCUACUUCAGGUGCCAUCUCCGAAGACGACGACUCGAAUUAUGCAUCAGAGCUUCCCCCAGUUCCGAGAUUCCCCAUGGCCAUCUCCAACUAUGAUGUAUGGAUUGCCGAACCUUCUUCCGUCGAGGAGCGCCGCAAGCGUCUUCUCCGUGAGAUGGGUCUCGCUCGCGAUCCUUCUCUCUCCAGGACCAGGCUAAAAAAUUCUCUCUCUUCAAUCUCCUCCUCCGACGAUCACUCCGCUGCGGCCGCCACCACCACCAUCAACGCCCAAACCCGCGCCAGGGAAGUAGAAUUUGGGAGAUCCGUGUCGGCGGAUCAGUUACUCUCACCACGGAAGCAAGCGCUGCAGCCAUCCGAUGAUGGCUCCAAUUCGGCCAUCUCUCGAUCUAAGUCCGAUGGCGCCGCCGACUGCUCCUCCUCCCUCUGUCGUCCACCUAUCGGUCACUGUAAUUCCUCCAUCCCUUCUACUUCUGCUGAUUCUAUUUAUUCCAUUCAGUCGGUUGGGGAGUCUUGUCUUCCGGUUCAGUCGGUCGGGGAGUCCUGUCUUCCCCUUGUAAAUAAUAAUCAUCAUCAUCAUCUUCUCUCUAAAUCUCGAAGCAACGGCAGCAAUGGAUCUCCUACUGCCAAUGUUGCCUCCUCUCCCAAUAAACCCCCUACCGGCAAAGCGUCCCGGAGGGUUGAAGAGAUCAGAACAAAUUCGUCACCCGCCGCUCUUGCAAAUCCCGGUGGUGUUGGUGGUGGUGAGUUUGGUGACGACACGGAUGACCCUGAUAUCGGCAGGGUCCCCGACCAGGUCUGCACAAUCAAGAAUCUGGACAAUGGUAAGGAGUUUGUGGUCAAUGAGGUCCGAGAAGACGGUAUGUGGAACAAGCUUAGGGAAGUCGGGACUGGCCGGCAGCUCACCAUGGAGGAAUUUGAGAUGUGUGUUGGUCACUCCCCUAUUGUUCAAGAAUUGAUGAGGAGACAGAAUGUGGAGGCAUUGAACGGUAAGAAAGAUGACCUGGAUUCCAAUGUCAAUGGCAAUGUUGGCAGUGGAUCCAAAGCGAAGAAGAAAGGGGGCUGGUUCAAGAGCAUCAAGAAUGUUGCCAGCACGGUGACUGGUCAACGGGAAAGGCGGAGCAGCGAUGAGAAGGAUACCUCAUCCGAUAAAGGAGGGCGGCGGUCGAGCUCAGCCACGGAUGACAGCCAAGAUGUCUCAUUUCAUGGUCCUGAGAGGGUUAGGGUACGCCAAUAUGGCAAAUCUUGUAAAGAGCUCACCGCUCUGUAUAAAAGUCAAGAGAUACAAGCUCACAAUGGUUCUAUAUGGACCAUCAAGUUCAGCUUGGACGGUCGGUAUCUUGCAAGUGCAGGCGAGGACUGUAUCAUCCAUGUCUGGCAGGUUGUGGAAGCUGAAAGGAAGGGUGAUUUGUUGAUGGAGAAACUGGAGGAUGGGAUUCUAAACCCUUUCUUUAUGGCCAGUGGCUCACCUGAACCAACAUCUUUGUCACAAAGCAUUGACAGCCAUUUUGAGAAGAAAAGAAGGCCAAGGACAUCUACUGGCCGGAAAUCUAUGAACUUAGACCAUAUUCUGGUUCCAGAGACCAUGUUUGCACUUUCAGAGAAACCCAUAUGCUCUUUCAGGGGACAUCUUGAUGACGUGCUUGAUCUCUCCUGGUCCAAAUCUCAGUAUUUGCUUUCAUCUUCGAUGGAUAAAACAGUGAGGCUGUGGCACAUGUCUAGCACUACUUGCUUGAAAAUUUUCUCACACAGUGAUUAUGUAACUUGCAUCAAGUUUAAUCCUGUAGACGAUAGAUACUUCAUUAGUGGAUCAUUAGAUGCUAAGGUCCGCAUAUGGAGUAUUCCAGAUCGUCAAGUUGUUGAUUGGAACGAUCUACAUGAGAUGGUCACUGCUGCUUGCUACACACCUGAUGGCCAGGGUGCAUUAGUUGGUUCAUACAAAGGGACGUGUCGUUUAUAUAACACAACUGAAAAUAAGUUGCAGCAGAAAGGUCAGAUCGAUCUAAAGAACAAGAAAAAGAAAUCCCAUCUCAAGAAGAUCACUGGUUUCCAGUUUGCCCCAGGGAGCUCCUCAGAAGUUCUUAUUACAUCUGCAGAUUCUCGAAUUCGAGUUAUUGAGGAUGUUGAUUUGGUUCACAAAUUCAAAGGAUUUCGCAAUGCUAGCAGCCAAAUCUCAGCGUCAUUGACAGCAAACGGGAAGUAUGUGGUCUGUGCCAGUGAGGACUCUCAUGUGUAUGUGUGGAAACAUGAAGAUGAUUCUCGACCAAGCAGAAGCAAAGGUGUCACAGUCACACGAUCAUAUGAACAUUUCCACUGUCAAGAUGUAUCAGUGGCCAUUCCUUGGCCUGGUAUUGGCAACACGGGGGAAACACAGGAUAGUUUUAGGAGGGAACUUAAUGGACUGAGUUCAUGUCGGGACAGCUUCUCAUCAGCCAACUGUCUAAGUUUUCCAGUUGAGGAGACUGGAGAUGAGGGAUCACCAGCAACCUACGGCUGCCCCAAUAGUCCACUGGAUGGUCCCAUUUCCAGUUCGAACAAUAGUUUCUUCGCUGAUAAGAUCUCAGCAACAUGGCCUGAAGAAAAGCUACUCGCAGCCACCAGAAACCAGAGUCCUCGUGUCAGCUUGGAUCUCUCUAAAGGGGUAAUGCAAGGUAGGUCAGCUUGGGGCAUGGUGAUUGUGACUGCAGGCCUUAGAGGUGAAAUCAGAACAUUCCAAAAUUUUGGGCUGCCAGUUCGAAUCUAAUUGGCCUCAGAAAAUAGGCUAGAGCUUCAGGCAUGACGAUGAAUUGGUUAUGGGCUGCAACGCAGUCUAGUCCAUUUCAUUUUCAGGCAAAAAAAAAUGUUAGUUUUGUGUAUAGAGAAAAUAUGUGGUGGUGUUUUGUAAUAUUUACUAGCUUCUGUCCCAUUCUUAUUAUAUGUGCUAUUGAAUGUGGUGAAGGAUGGAGAUAAUUGGGUCCGGAGGAAUAGAUAGGAUUGUGAAAAACCACACGAUGGAUUAAGAAUUCCAUAAAUUAGUGCAAUGCGGAAUUGUAGAUUUAAGAGCGAGCCAAAGAUGAUUGGUUUUGGAUGAAUUAAUUUUCCAUUCAA